Messenger RNA from Helicoverpa armigera (cotton bollworm), 6663 nucleotides. It is a transcript of the gene Smg6, whose product is annotated as telomerase-binding protein EST1A. Gene Ontology annotation, cellular component: telomerase holoenzyme complex. Lineage: Eukaryota; Metazoa; Arthropoda; Insecta; Lepidoptera; Noctuidae. The record is from RefSeq and is a predicted model, not a curated record. Gene Ontology annotation, molecular function: protein binding; telomeric repeat DNA binding; telomerase RNA binding. The coding region runs from base 306 to 5267 and encodes 1653 amino acids. Gene Ontology annotation, biological process: nuclear-transcribed mRNA catabolic process, nonsense-mediated decay. The transcript is spliced from 25 exons.
GUUGACAGUUUGAAAAUUGAAUUAACAGAAAAUACAUAGAAGCAGAAAUUCGUCAGAAAAAUAGUGAAUGAAUUGAUGUGCUCUCUUCAUUUAUCUUACAAAAUUUGGUAUUGUUAUAAAUAUAAUAUAAGGUGAAUCUUUUUUUUCAGUAAUUGAAAUAUAUAGUAUUCAUUUUAUUAACAAAGUGUUAAUUCUAACAUAACCUAAAUGUGUUAACAGCAAAUGAUUAUUUGAUAUGUUAUAAUUUAAAAUCCUUAUUAUAAUGUUAUUAUCAUAAAUGUUUAAUGUAUUAAAAUAAGAUUGAUAUGGAUGAUGACUCUAAAGAAUAUAGAAGAAAUAAACCACAGCAAAAGUUUUAUAAACCAGGUAGUGGUCCAUUAAGACGAUCAAGUUAUGGUUUGGAUGGAAAAAUGGAUACAAAUGACUUAGAUGGAGGUUCUAAAAGCCGAAACGAAAACUACUAUGGAUCUCAAAAUUCUAUUGCUGACGAUUUAAGUGACACUUACAAAGGGAUGAGUAUGCGCCAAAAGAAGCCUGAACAACAGCUUUACGUGCCUAGAUCAGGAGAUUCUAGUUCUGAUAAUGGUAGACAAUCUAAAGCACCCAUGAGGUGUGAUAAUUCUAGUCAGUAUGUCAAUAGAAGAAUGUCUGAUAAUCCAGACAGACAGGGUUCAGGGUCUUAUACUAGAGGUGCCUCAAAAAGAGAUAAAUCUUACCAAUCAGCAGAUUACCAUCAUAAAGAUGGUACAAACAAUGAUAUUAAUUAUAAUAGACAAUAUAGGCAAGCAUCAGAAACCAGAUCCAUUUCACCUGCACAUAUACAGGAUCAAUCUUCUAUAGAUAGAAAUAGAGAUAGUAGAAGUAUGGAAACAUCAGCAGGAAGACAUGUGUCAUCUUCUGGUGGCAAGCCACCUUCAGGUCGGCGCAACUCUUCUGGUUAUACAUCUGAUUCCUCAAGACCCAAAUACAUGGUAAAUUUAGAUAAUAUACCUCCAAGAUUUAGAAAAAAGUUUUUAGAGCAAUCAGGCCAUCACAGUUUUGAUAGUUCUGAUCAAACUCGCAGAGACAAAUAUUCUUCGAACCAUUCUGUCCAGCCUACAUACAACCAGGACACCUAUUACAACAUUUCAAACUGGUCUCAAACAUUACCAUCCAGAGGUAGAGGUAGAUUAAGAGAUAAUGAAGGAUUUGACAGAGAAAAAUUUAUAAGUACAUACCUGAAACACUAUGAAGUUCAAAAUUCUAGAAAAUCUACUCCUAGCAGUUCAUAUUUGAAUUUGUAUGAUACAAAUUCAUCAGAAAACAAACAUGUAAAUGAAAAAAAUAAUACCGGACCAAGCAGUACCGAGAGUCAGGAGUUUCAUGAUGCAUCCCAGAAUGGUACAAGCAGUAUGGCCAACACUAUUUCAAGCAGUCAGUUGGAGCAACAGAAACAAGAAACAGACAAUGAACAUGACAGUGAGACUACAUCACAGAUCUCUGCAACCUUACUGGACAUCUCUAAUUUGGAUUGGACGGAGGAAGUAGAGAGAAAUAUAAAACUAGAUGAUAUGUGCGAUUCAUCUACAAGCUUUUCACAACCAUUGAAAUCAUCAGUGCAGGAUGAUAUAAAGCCUGCUGAACCUCGUGAGUCAAAGCGGUCCGGAAGACCUCGACGUAAAGACCGGAGAAGUUCGAGUAGAGGUCUUCGAAAUUCGGAAAAGAAAUCUGAACGAAACAGAAAAGAUAGUACAGCAAGCGUUCAGUAUGAACCUGCAGAGAGACCUAGAAAGGACAGCAAUGUUAGUAUACAGCACGAAAUUAUACACUCGGGACUGAAGCAGAGGGAGCGGGAGAGGCGAGACAGUCACAGGAGUAAUCGAUCUUCUACCAUCGGAAACAGCAGAGAUGAUUUAGAUCGUUGGAGGUCAUUGCGUUCUUAUAGUAGAGAACAGAGCACUGAAGGGAGAAUAGUUUCGCAAUGUAACAGCAGAGACACGUCAACGAAUCGUGCAACUAGUCCGAGAGAUACAGAUGGUUUUCGAAUCCCAUCGUCCAUGUCCAAAUCUGCUGCAUGGUUAUCAACAAAUCAGAAGAAAAACAACGGGUCAUGGGCGAACGGUCGCACGUCGAGUGUAGAACGCGGGCGAGUGUCCCCCGCGCCCAGCCACGCCAGCCUCAGCACCGCGCCCGCCGAGGGCGGCUCGGCCCGGCGUACGCGCAAGCGGGCCGGCCGCCGCACUACUGAGAAUAGAGAGCGUCGCCGUGGCCGAAACGCCGAAGCGCAACAAGUGCAACAAACGCAGCCUUCACAAAAUCAGCACCAGCAACAUUCUCAGCAUCAGCAACACGCGCAAGGCUCGCAGCAGGCGGCGGCGGCGCCCGCGGCCUCGCACUCGCACGCGCCGGCCUCCGGACUCCUCAACUGGAGAGAAGAAAUUCUCGAGUCCAAGAAGUUCAACACUCACGAUAAACAUAACGAGAAUUCUAGCUCGCGCAACAAGCCGGCUUCAGAUUCGUGUGGGCAACAGCCUGGGCUAAUUAUGUUGCCACAGUCUUCGAUAACACACAUGCAGAAAGAUUCGGGACGAGGAGGUUCAGUGGAAACUCAGAAAACCUUAUUUGAUCAUCAUAAUCCAUCCAAACCAAUAAUUGUACAAACUAGUCCAAGUAAAAUAGACAUUAGAAUGGAAAGAGAAGUACAUUCGGCAGGCAUGAAGGAGAGUUCGUCGCGCGGGAACGUUGGGUACGAGGCUAAUGACGCGGCUCGCGCGGCCCGACACCGCUCGCUGCUGCAGGAGGUGGAUCGCGCUGACGUCAUAUUACAGACCCACAUAUUGCGCGGCCCCCUCGGCCUCGCGGAACACUGGCCCGAUGUUACUGACACUAGGGCUUUUUUACAAAACGCACUACAGAGGCUCCUCAUGUCAGAUCUAAAGUACUGUCAAGCUGAUAAUAUUGAGCAUCAUUUUUGGAAAAUUUUGUACUACAACUUCAUAGAACCUUUAAGAAAAAGUUUUUCUCAGAUGACGCCAGAAGAUAAACCGAAAAUAGUGAAAUUGAUAAAUGUUAUUAUUGAAGAGGGAAAUGCAUUUUUUGAGAAUCUAGUGCAAAUGUUGGAGAAGACUUAUAAGUUUAAUGUUGACGAUUAUAUAAAUGAUAAUCAUGUGUUGCCUCCAAAAGGUCUAGGAUAUGUGGGGUUGGCUUUAAUAUCAGUACAGAAGAUAUAUGUCUUUUUGGGAGAUUUAGCAAGAUAUAAGGAACAAGUGAACGAGACAAAUAAUUAUGCUAAGAGUAAAUUUUGGUACACUAAAGCUCAACAAAUCAAUCCAAAAAAUGGCAGACCCUACAACCAGCUUGCUAUACUAGCGAUAUAUGCGAGAAGAAAAUUAGAUGCAGUCUACUAUUACAUGAGAAGUUUAAUGUCGUCCAAUCCAUUUCAUUCAGCACGAGAAAGUUUACUAUCACUAUUCGACGAAAACAGAAAAAAGUACGAGGCAGCGGAACGUAAGCGUCGGGCUGCUCUAGAAAGUUCCAAGACUGAGGGCACUACCACUACAGAGAACACGGCAGGCAUGAAGAGAGAAGUGUGGGUGCGGCCGAGCGGACACAGGACUACCACCUUCCGGCCCGCUUCCAGGGACGAACAACUGGCUUCCAUGACGUCCGUCGAGUUGAAUAAAAAUUUCAUUACAAGUUAUCUACAUGUUCAUGGGAAGCUCAUCACUAAAAUAGGAAUGGAGACGUUUUACGAGAGUGCCAGUUUGAUGUUGCGGCAGUUUCGCGCGCUUCUGCAUCGCCAGCCACUGCCUACCCCUGCCGCAAGGCUCUUACAACUCACUGCGCUUAACAUGUUCGCCGUUGAAACGACUGCCGCCUCAUUGAAAGAGGGCAACAGUGGAGAACGUUCGGCGUGGCUGGAGUGCGCGCUGGGCGUGUCCCUGCUGAUGUUCGGCGCGAUGCUGGAGCGCUGCUGCGCGCUGCUGCCUGAGGCGCCGCAGUCGCAGCAUCACACCGACGCACUGCUCUUACUGCCUGCCAUCAAGGUGUGGUCUGACUGGAUGUUAUGCCAUAGUAGCGUAUGGAAUCCACCACCAUCGUUCGACAGUUUCGAUAUUGGAGCUGAUAACGACCCGUGGGAUUGGCUUGCAAAGCUUAUGAACAUAUUGGAAGCUCUUGAUGACAAGUCAAUAGAAUUCGAAAACGAAAUGAAAGAAGGCUACGUUUGCGUCCGCUUGCCGGAGGACGCGUCUCUGGGCGGGUUCACGCCGCUCAUGUACAUGGAGCCGGCAGUCGCGUGGGUACGGCCGGAGCAACUUGGCCAGCACCAUGCUGCCGAACACGCGCUUAGAGUUAGCAAGCUGCUGUUUUUCGGCACUGAGUACUUGGUUGGCGUGGAACCACCGGUGCUGCGACUGGAGUACCCAGCGGACGCGGCGCCGCGCUACGUCAGCGCCGUACAACGAGUACAGCCGCUACUUACCCCGCUGCAGCAAUUGUCUGAAAAUUCUGAGGAUGAAAGCACCGAAAGCGGCGUUGCUAGCGAGGCUCAGAGCCACAGCGAAGGAGUCGAGGCCGAGGGCACAGACGAAGCGACGCGCAAGCUAUUGCGACGCAAGGAACAGCUCGAGAACAGGAAGGCCACGCUUGACAAACAUCGUCAACGUAUGCAGGAAAUAUUACGUGGCGGCUUCGUGGCCGCAGAGGUUGAGGUUCGUCCUCGUCUACUGGUGCCCGACACCAACUGCUUCAUCGAUCAUCUAGAACUGCUCCAAGCUAUCGUGGCAGAACCCUCGCAACCUUAUACACUUGCCGUGCCUGUAGUGGUGAUGACGGAGCUGGAGGGUCUGCGUCUGAGCGCGCGGGUGGGCGGCGCGGCGCGCGCGGCGCUGGCGUGGGUGGGCGGCGCGGGCGCGCUGCGGCUCGCCACGUCGCGCGGCACGCUGCUGGCGUCGCGCGCCUGCACGCAGGAGGCGGCCGGGCCCAGCGCCGCCACCAACGACGACCGCGUGCUCGCCACCGCGCUCGGCCUGCACCGGCACCAGUCCAACGUCGCGCUCGACAACGAUACACGCGGGGACGAUGGCAGAGAGGCGCCGAAAGUAGUUCGCCGAGUGCGCGAAGUGGUGUUGCUCACCGACGACAGGAACUUGCGCGUGAAGGCGCUGGCUGCGGAGCUUCCCACUCGCGACCUGCCUUCCUUCGUCAAGUGGGCUGGAAUCAGCCGCGAUCAUGCCACGAGCACCCCGGCGCCGGCCAGCGAGGACGCGGGCGCGGGCCGCAACUGACGCGCUUGCCGCCAGCACAAGCGACAACACUUAGCUCAUAUUCUGAUUUACUUUAUGAUUAACUUGAAAGCGAGGAGACUUAAUGUUGCAAAGAUAAUAGUGCUUAAUAAAGAUAAUAGCAGUCUGUCCCAGGUGCAUGCGUGCUGUAUGGAUCUGAGGUACGUGAUUGCGCCUCAUUAUAGUAUAGGAAUUGAAUAGAUUAAGUAAAAUUAAAUACACCAAUAGAUGGUUAAAAUAUAAAUAGAUUUUGUUAAGGGCUUUAGGAUUCCACCUCCGUGUUCCUGGGCUACAUUUACUUUGUUAUUUUUUUACGUAUUUUCCGUUUUAUUUGUAAGGUAUUAGAUAAAUCGGAAAUUCAGUGUUGCUGAGCUAUUUUUAUUUACUUUUUUUGUAAUAUAGCAACUAUAUUUUUUAUUAUUUUCUAGUUAGGUGAUAGAAACAAACUGUAUUGUAUUAUCUAUCUCAAACAUCAAGUACAGGACACCUAGUAUGUAAUAUGGUUUGUAUACAAUGUUAUCAACUGAUCCAAUUAUGAUAAUUAAUGAAUCGACUGCACGUUUGCAUAUUUUGAUUUUUAGAAAUUAUGAUUUUAAUUGAAUUUAAGUACAUACAUUAUUUACAUACCUUUAAUAUGUUUUUGCAUGAUUUCAUUGAGAUGUCACGUGCCAUUCAUUGCUCUUACUUACUAAGCGGCUCAAGGUGCGUUGCCUUUGCCUACUAUACAAAACCACAACAGCCAAUAUUGAUGUAUGAAAAGUAUUUUGAAUAAAUGCUGGAUUAGCUAACAAAUUUACUUACGGAUUCACAUUUUUAUAUUACAAGUGAGCAACCGCAUCAUGAUAAUUUUAUAAUAAAAUGUAGUACAAAAUGUUUGACAUUACAAGGACACUUGGUGUUUUUACUCAGGUUUGUAUAGAACUAGCAUAGAUAACACAGACGCAAAUAUUUCAUCACUUUUAUAAUCAGCAUCGAAAUGUCUAUCUUUUAAUGCAAUUAUACACUCGAAUAGUUUCAAUAAUUUUACUAUAUAGAUAAGUUUUAUAUUCCGAAUAGAGGUUUUCAUGCUUUACCUGCCUACAUGUUCACCGGUGCGUUAUUGCAGAAUCAUCAGAUGUAGGAGUCUGUUUAUUGAUUUGUUUACUUUAUUGAAAAAAAUAUUUAAAAAAAAUACAUUGUGGCUUUGGUGCACAUUUGUAACCAAUUGAUCGGCACCCUCACAUUUAAAACUGAUUAUUAUUUCACAUGUAGAUAAAAUUAUUAUGUAUAAACAGAUUUAUAAUGAUAAACUAUAAUAUGGUUAACAACUAUUGUAACAAAGUUUUUCAUUUUUGAAAUAUUUGAUGCUGUUACUUUUGUCUUGAUCAUGACGUUUUAAUUAAACAUUGAAUUACUUCAA